AAACAAAAAACGGUUCGACAGCAUUUAUUGGAGGCUCAGUACUAUGGCGAAAUAAGUUUGGGUACUCCUCCACAAAAAUUCAAUGUCAUAUUUGAUACUGGGUCAUCUAAUUUAUGGGUGCCCUCGAAACAGUGUCCAUGGACCGAUUUACCUUGCCGUAUGUUUUUCCAUAAUAAAUAUGAUUCAAAAAAAUCAACUACAUACAAACCAAAUGGACAAAAAAUAGAAAUUAAAUACGGUACGGGAUCAAUGAAAGGUUUCGAAUCAUUAGACGUCAUAUGCAUCGAUCAAAUCUGCGCCAAAGAUCAGGAAUUUGCGGAAGCAACAGCAGAACCAGGUAUAACUUUUCUGAUGGCAAAGUUCGAUGGAAUACUUGGUAUGGCGUUUCCUGGAAUUUCUCGAAAAAAAAAUUUACAAUUUAGAAGCAUAUGGGAUGUUAUGUUUAUUGGGAUUUAUAGGGAUCCAAAUGCCGAAUUUGGCGGUGAAAUAUCAAUUGGUGGUAUAAAUCCUGACCGAUAUGUUGAACCCCUUUCGUCGCCUGUGCCAGUAACAAGCAAAAGAUAUUGGCAAUUCCAAAUGGACGGUAUCUUAGGUGGGGGAGAACCAAUCGCAAUUGCUGAUACGGGUACAUCAUUGAUAGCCGGACCUAAGGAACAGAUAGAAAAAAUCCAAGAUUACAUUGGUGCAGAACCAUUAUUUAAAGGAGAAUACACGAUUCAGUGCGACAAAAUUCCAACUCUACCAAAUGUCACUCUUGUUGUUAACCAAAAGAGUUAUAUUUUAACUGGCGAAGAAUAUGUAAGUCAAAUGGGUAAAACUAUUUGUCUUUCUGGCUUUAUGGGUGUUGAUCUACCUGGUGUUGAAUUAUGGAUACUUGGUGAUGUAUUCAUUGGACGUUACUAUACUGUAUUUGAUGUCGAGAAGGCCCAACUUUUUUUCGCUCAAGCAAAGAAUAGCUAUGGUAAAUAA
This is a messenger RNA of Dracunculus medinensis (Guinea worm), 969 nucleotides long. The record is from the annotation of a GenBank genome assembly. Lineage: Eukaryota; Metazoa; Nematoda; Chromadorea; Rhabditida; Dracunculidae.